Messenger RNA from Erigeron canadensis, 1663 nucleotides. RefSeq names its product squamosa promoter-binding-like protein 12. The transcript has 4 exons. NCBI's taxonomy places the organism in Eukaryota, Viridiplantae, Streptophyta, Magnoliopsida, Asterales, Asteraceae. The coding region runs from base 50 to 1273 and encodes 407 amino acids. Gene Ontology annotation, cellular component: nucleus. The record is from RefSeq and is a predicted model, not a curated record. Gene Ontology annotation, molecular function: DNA binding.
GACCGAGCUUUUAGCGUUUAGUAACCAUACCUGAAGUUCAUUUCUAAUAAUGGACUGGAAUUUGAAUACUUCCACAGAAUGGGACUGGGAGAAUAUAGCCAUGUAUAGUACCAAAGAAAUGGAAGUAGUCCCCAAGAAUUUGCAAUUUUCUAACCAAGAAACUGGAAGUAACGUGGUCGUAGACAAUGUGGAUUUCUCUUUCUCGGCUUCUGCUGAUUCUUCGUCUAAAGAAACAAUCAAGAAUUUUGGACCGUUUGAUGAUUUACCUAAAGAGUUUUUAGAAAAGGAAGAAUCUUCUUGGGUAGGAGAAAACGGAAGCUUCCCAACAAACGUUGUGGAAGAAGCUAAUUCGGUGUUAUCUGGUGAAGCAAUGGUUGGUUUAAAGCUUGGCAGGCAUUCGGGUGCUUCUAACUGUAAUAAUAAAACAGCUACGACGACAUCAGUACCUUUGUUUCCUACGUCGUCUCCCAUGAUAAAGAGAUCAAGAGCGUCUUACCUUAGUUCACAGUUGCCGCGGUGUCAAGUGGAAGGAUGCAAUCUAGACCUUUCAUCUGCUAAAGACUACCACCGUAGACAUAGGAUUUGUGCUAAUCAUUCCAAAAGUCCUAAAGUUGUUGUAGCUGGGAUGGAACGUCGGUUUUGUCAACAAUGUAGCAGGAAAGUUACGUUCCAUGAUUUAUCAGAGUUUGAUGAUAGAAAACGUAGCUGUCGUCGACGCCUUUCUGCACAUAAUGCAAGACGCCGUAGACCACAGUCAGAAGAGCUCCAAUUUGGCUCCACACGGAUGUCUUCUUCAAUAUCUGAUCGAAGACCACAGAUGAACUUUCUUCUAAAUAGGACUUCGAUACCAAUUCUGGAUUCAACACCACCCGAAAGUUCUUGUAACUUUAAAGGAGAAGAGUGUCUGUUAGGUCUUGCAAAAGGUGGAGGGAUUGAUGCCUUGCCAACGACUACUGGUGCCUUAAACUUCAGUUCUGAUCAAAGGUUUAUAUCUCGUAAUGCUAAUCAUAAUGGUAUGGAUGCAACUUCAAACUCAAUUUUAGCAGGUGAUGUUAGGCAUGCUUUCUCUCUUCUGUCAACAAGUUCUUGGCCUUCGAGUUGGCCUGAAGAACCUUCGCCAACCUUUGAUCAGUUUCCUCACGGAAACAGUACGAUCAGCUUGGCACAGCCAGGAAUGCCGUUGGAACUGCAGAAUGCAUCCAACAAUACUCAGCUCCAAGACUUUCAUUCCUUUAGAUCACCUCAUGAAUUUGAACGCUUUUAUUCGAAUUGAAGUUGAUUGGUUAAUAACUUUUCAAUAAGCCUUUUUAGAAACAUAUCUGCACAAUUCAUGUAAGCAGGGUCCAGGGCUAGGUAGAAAAUUCUUAAUGGCACUAGAACAAAACGACACGAUUGGAACCCCAUUGAAUAGCUCCUUUAAAAAUGAAUUUCUCUUCAUGAUCAUGAGGGUAAGCGUUGAGCUCAUAUUUAAGGAUUAAAGGGAGCUCAACUUUAAAGUUAAUGAGGAUCCAAAGGAUCUCUUGUUGUCCAUUUCCCACGCUAAAAUCCUUGAAGAGGAAACCCGAGAAAGGGGACUAAAGAUCACUUGUCGAAAUAAAGGUCAGUUCUUUUUAUGAAGUUUAGCAUCAAGCAUUUAAGCGUUUUCUGAUUUCUCGGAAAUGGU